AUGCGGCAGUGUUUAAAGACUUCUGUGAUGAUUGCCGGGUGGAGUCGACGUUUUUACAUCCGCCGACCCUCCGCAGCCGCUGCCCGCCUCGCCGCCUCUCAUUUGAGUCUCUCAAGUCUCUCUUCCGAUUUUGUGGAUUUGGGCCUGGACGAGGAGGAGAAAGAUGGGAGAAGUGUUCACAGCGGCGGAAAAGAGGAAUCCGUGCUUGGCGUUAUUCGGGAGCCGGAGGUCCCGGAAGGGCAGGAGUACUCAAGACUUAAUAUACCACUCACACAAUCACGAAAGGAGAGAAUGGAACUGCGUCCGAAUAGCCGUAGUGCUGUUUCUCCACUUGAUGGAUCAAUUUGUGUAUUAAAUAAUAAUAAUAAUAAUAAUAAUAAUAAUAAUGGGGUUAGUACAAUGGAUAAUACUGGCAAUAGCAACAAUGGUAGUAGUAGUAGUAGUGGUAUUGGUGCUUCUGUUAAUAAUGAUCAUGAUGUUAGUGGUGAGGACCAACCGCUUCCAUAUGAUGAUGAGAUUUUUGCCGAGAUGAUUCUUGGAAUGGAAGUGGAUGGAGCCAUUGAUGAAACUUGGCAAGAUGCCGAUAAAGCUCUUAUAGAAGAUGUUGAAGAAAUUGUAGAAGUAUUGCGUUCCCUUAAAGUUCGCGAUAUUUGUGCCAUAGAUGUUUCAUCUAAAACGAGUAACUUUGAUUAUAUGAUAUUUGGAUCUUGUGAGGGACCAAGACAUAUUCACUUGGCGGCAUGGGCAGUGCAGGAGGCGGACUCUCAAAAGCGAAUUUCAAAGAUUAAACGCAAACAGUCAGAUCACACAUGGGAGGCGAUACCAGUGGGUCGGAUAAUAGUAAAUCUUAUGCAAGAAUCUCUUCGAGAGGAACUUUCACUAGAGCGUAAGUGGACCGUAACGAAAUCUAUGGAUCCACUUAAUAUGGCAAAUGCCCCAGUAAGUGAAGGACGACAAGUACGAGCUCAUGGAUUAUGGACAUUGACUCUAAAUUUACAGGAUUUAGAAGAUUUUGAAGUUGAUUAUUGCAAGGAUACUUUGAUGCGACAGCUAUAG
Trypanosoma theileri is the source of this 1056-nucleotide messenger RNA. RefSeq lists its product as uncharacterized. The transcript has a single exon. Gene Ontology annotation, molecular function: ribosomal large subunit binding. Bases 1 to 1056 code for a protein of 351 amino acids. NCBI's taxonomy places the organism in Eukaryota, Euglenozoa, Kinetoplastea, Trypanosomatida, Trypanosomatidae. Gene Ontology annotation, biological process: negative regulation of ribosome biogenesis; negative regulation of translation. The record is from RefSeq and is a predicted model, not a curated record.